GCAAUAUACACAUAUCAUCGUUUUCCUUGAACACCUACAGGAUUCAGCGUCGCUGAAGAAGGCUUACAGUUCAUCAUGCAGACCAAGAGCUUGGCAUAUAUUUGACCGUAUGAGUCACUUCACCGGAAAACUCAUGUUCUUCCCAAAAAGCAACUUCAGUCUCAUGAAUUUCUGAGACCAGCGCCCAUCGGAAGCAUACCGUAGCAAUAAACUUUCAGUUCAACAAAUUAGACAAAAGCAUCAUGUCGUCCCCAGAAGAUGUAGCGGAAAAACCAAAACUUCCACAAGAUCUUGUCAAACAACUCACCACUCUCGCGAAAUUCAAAGAUCGGUCUCAUAAAACAUGCCACGAAACACAUCUGCCAAUUCUCAAGAACACAGCAUCCCUCUCAAUCGUUCUCUUCGGCGACUCCAUGAUCGAGCGCUUCCUCACCACCGGAUCAUCCACCCAGACUGCCCAUCUGUCAUCCUCUUUCAACGCUGGCUGCGGCGGUGACAAAAUCUCCAAUGUCAUCUACCGAUUCCUCAUCAUGCUGCCAUACCUCCCGACUGAUAUCAAAGUCUGGGUUUUGAUGAUGGGGACGAACGAUCUGGGGAAAAAGAAAGCGGUGAAAGAUGCCGAUGUCGAGGCGUAUGGCCUGCUCGUGAAUGCACUUUGUGAGGUGACACCACAGAGUAAGGUGCUUAUCUGUGGGCUGUUUGAGAGGAAGGAUGUAUUAGAUGACUGCGUGGGGGAUACAAAUGGGAAGUUGAAAGGUUUGGUGGAGAAGUCGGGACUUGGAGAAAGGGUGGGAUGGUUGGAACCACCAACUUUGAUAAAGGAGGAGCAUUUGGAUGAUCAUGUUCAUCUGAACGAAGUGGGUUACGGGAUUUGGGAAGGUGUGUUAUUCCAAAGGAUCGAGGAGAUGCUAGAAGAAGUAUGAGCAGUGGCCUUGCGUGAAAGACGUGGAUUUCGAAGAAGGGCAAGCGUAGCAUCGUGGUCUGAGGUUUGAGAAGUAAAUACUGCUUUAAAAUACCUUGAAAAUACUUUAAAGAUACUGCAAGGCUGUUCUGAUACUGUGGAUUGUUGUAUCUCUUCAAAAU
Molecule: messenger RNA, 1083 nt
Organism: Cadophora gregata
Lineage: Eukaryota; Fungi; Ascomycota; Leotiomycetes; Helotiales; Ploettnerulaceae
Exons: 1
Coding region: 243-923 (226 amino acids)
Source: RefSeq, a predicted model, not a curated record